AUGGUCGUUGAUACCACUUACUAUGACUUGCUAGGGGUAGCUACCGAUGCAACCUCCCUUGAAAUCAAGAAGGCUUACAGAAAAGCUGCCAUUAGACUCCAUCCUGAUAAAAAUCCAGAUGAUCCUCAAGCAGCAGCAAAGUUUCAAGAAGUCGGCGAAGCCUAUCAAGUUUUAUCCGACGACAACUUGAGGUCCAAGUACGACAAACACGGAAAACAAGAGUCAAUUCCUUCUGAAGGUUUUGAGGACCCAUCAGAGUUUUUCUCAGCGAUUUUUGGUGGAGAAGCUUUUCGUCCAUGGAUUGGUGAACUUUCAUUGAUCCAAGAACUAACCAAAUCGGCAGAGUUAUCGGGGUAUGGUGAAGACGAGGCGACUAAGACUGGUGGAGAGAGCACAGGAGAGGAUCCUGGUAUGAAUCGUGACGAAAAAACGAGAUUAUUUAUUCUGCACGAAGCAGACAAAAGUGAAGUGGUCGGUGAAGGUUCUGGCGAAAAAAAUGAUGACAAAGUAGCCACCGUCAAUGCCGACAAGGAACUCACCCAGAAGGAGAAGGAAGAGCAACGAAGAAAGGAAGAACUCGAAAAGUUUGAAGAAGAAUGUGCUCAGAAGAAAAUCGAGACCCGGAAAGAACUCACCAAGAAUUUGGUGGACAAGCUUUCACUUUUCACUGAAACAGACAUGAAGCCGGACGUUGUUGAGUCGUUUAGACAGAAAUUGCAUUAUGAAGCCGAGUCGCUCAAGAUGGAGAGUUUUGGCCUCGAAAUCCUCCAUACUUUGGGGCUGAUUUACAAAUCGAAACUGAAGAUUUUUUUGAAAAAGCAAACUUUUAUGGGCCUUGGAGGUCUUUGGUGGUCAAUGAAAGAGAAGGGAGGUAUGGUUAAGGAGACGUUCAGUACCAUCACCACCGCUUUAGACGCUCAGCUGACAAUGCAAGAGUACGCAAAGAUGCAAGAAGAUAACGAGUACCAUGCCAAGAAGGAAGAAGAAGAGGCUAAGAACGCGGCUGGAACAAAUUCUGAGUCUGAAACCGACGACAAAGCAGCAAAGGAAGCAAAGGAACAAGCUACCAAGGAUAUGAACGAUAUUUCCAAGAAGUUGGAAGAGAUUCGCGUAUUAGCAGAAGAAGAAGAGCAGAAGAAAGAAGGUGAUGUCACAGAAAAGAAAGGAGCCAAGGCUGAAGUCAUUCCCCAGAAGCAUUCCAAGGAAGAAUUAGAAGACAUGGAAAGGUAUUUACUUGCCAAAGUUCUCGCUGCUGCUUGGUCGGGUUCUAAGUUCGAGAUCCAGGGAACCGUGCGUGGAGUUUGUGAUAACAUCUUGUACAACAAAGAUGUACCAUUGGACAAAAGGAUAGCACAGGCUAACGGACCCCGAAUCAUCGGCGAUGUGUUUAGUAAAAUUACCCGAACUGAAGAGGAGGACGAAGAAGCAAGAGUUUUUGAGGAAAUUGUUGCUACUGCCAGCAAGAAACGAGAAAAGAGAAACUACAAGACUCAAGAAGCCCCAGAGAGCCAAACUAACAACUAG
This is a messenger RNA of Meyerozyma guilliermondii ATCC 6260, 1524 nucleotides long. It is a transcript of the gene DJP1, whose product is annotated as Djp1p. Gene Ontology annotation, cellular component: cytosol. The transcript has a single exon. Gene Ontology annotation, biological process: protein import into peroxisome matrix. Bases 1 to 1524 code for a protein of 507 amino acids. NCBI's taxonomy places the organism in Eukaryota, Fungi, Ascomycota, Pichiomycetes, Serinales, Debaryomycetaceae. The record is from RefSeq and is a predicted model, not a curated record.